AUGCACGGAACAAGCCUUCAGAGCUCCCCGGCCACACGUCGCGGCAGACUGAACCAGCAGCAGACAGCGGGGCCAAACCAACCACCUGAAGAAGUGCUGAGCGGGAAGAACACCAAGGCCUGUCGGCUGAGCAGGACACCGGCGACGAGGGACGCGUGGGCUGCCACGAAGGAGCUGCGGGCGGACGGCCACCCUGGGCAGGGCGGGCUCCGGGGCCACGGCAGCGUGCCGCAGCACCGUACGGCACGACAGAGCUCGGGGGUUUGUCUGAACAUAUGCCAGCACGGGGCAAAAAGGCAGGUCCGCUAUUCGAAAGGGACUCUCACCACAGGCACCAUUAUGAACCGGAGACUACCUGUCCAACCAGUAGAAAUAGAUAUGAUUGUAGGCAAAGACCGGGAGGGUUUCUUCACCAACGGUCUGACCCUUGGUGCGAAGAAGUGCUCUGUGAUCAGAGAUAGCCUGUACGUUGACGGUGACUGCACGAUGGACAUCAGGACGAAGAGUCAAGGUGGUGAGCCGACGUACAAUGUUGCUGUAGGCAGAGCUGGCCGAGUCUUGGUCUUUGUAAUGGGCAAAGAAGGGGUCCAUGGAGGCGGAUUGAAUAAGAAGGCAUACUCAAUGGCAAAAUACUUGAGAGACUCUGGGUUCUAGUUGCUAGGCAGACUUGUUAAGUAUUAGGGGAAGAUUGCUAUUAAACUUUCCUGGCGGUGAGCUUUAAACCUUACAUUCUGGAAACUUUAUUAGCAAUGCAGGGUGAUGGGGUAUGAACCUGUGUCUCCUUUGUAUCCCUUUGUUGGUGGGGAAAGGUGUUACCUUUUUUUUUUUUCUUUAAUUCUGUUCAUUUCUGUUUUGUUUCCUUGUGUACUCCAGCAUUGGUUAUAGUCAUGGGAAAGGAAGGUGUCCAUGGAGGGACACUCAACAAGAAAGCAUACGAACUGGCUUUAUACCUGAGGAGGUCUGACGUCUGAGCAGCCUCUCCCCAUCCACCUAGCAACUGUCUUCACCACCACCCAGUUGUGUUCAGUGCUACCAGACUGUAGAUGGUAGUUUGUGUUUUUUAUUUACCCAUCUCCUAAUGUCAUGAUUCCAGUUACCCUUUGUCCAUUUAUAUGUUAACCACUGUAUGUAACCACGUCCCAUGUCUGGCACCAUCACUGCACCACGGAGAUGAUAUGCAUGAUACCGUGACAAACUCUUGGGAGGGGAAUAUGCCAAGUGUAGGCUUUGCUUUGUCUUAGCAAUUAGUGUGAUAUUGACAACUAAACCAACUGAAAUACUAAACAAGGUGCCGAUUUGUACAAUCUAAUUUGAUCAAUGCCUCUUCAGCACUUUGAGCAAUUACACAGCUCGCGAGUCUUCCUUUCACAGAGCAUGGUUGGGAGGAAAAAAGUGCAUGCAUAUCUUUACUUCUGUCCCUCUCUUUUUUUAAAUCCACAUUUGUUUGCUUGCACCCAUUUUUAUAGUGCCUGGUUUGUUUAACCAAUUUGCCACUCAAAAGCUAUUAACAUGACAUUAGUUUUGUUGUUGCACUUCACCGUGGGCUUAUUUUUCCUUUGUGAUGUCUGAAGCUUGUACUGCUUAACAAGUGCAAUCACAAAACUAUGGAAGGGUACAGAUGCGCUUCCUCCCAUGACCUUAAAACCACCACCCUGGACGAACCCCCAGAGACAUUCCAUCACUGCAAUAGCUCGGGCACUUUUUUUUUUUUGCCAGCUCCGGUUCUGUAGUUGGCUUGUGAAAGGCUGCCAUUGUGGACAUGAGAUAUCCCAGCAUAACCAUCUGGAGUGUGUCUGGUUUCAGUUUCUCAUAGGACCAAUUUUAAUUUGCAGCUUGGGGGUCGUGGGGUUUGUUGUUUUCAUUUUUUAAUAUGAAACUGCAAUUUCAUUGUGGAAAACUGCCACCUUCAGUUGUACUGGGAGCGCUGGCUGACUCCCGCCUUUCUGCCAGAUCCCUUACUGGUCAGGAGCUCUGCUGCUCUGAGGCCAGUGUUUGGAUGAAGGUUGGUAGUUUGAAAGCUAAACUGUCAAAAUGAUGCCAUUUCAAAUUUAAAAACCUUCAUUUGGCCUGUCGCACCCUUGCUGCAGACAUCAUGGAGUGAACUGCCUUGUGCACGAGUCAUCCGAACCGUCUGUAACCACACGCUCCGUUCAGGCAUGGUACUAACUUGUGUGUCCGUUUGGAGAGAACUGCAGAACUCUGUACACAAAAGAAUAAAUGGGAGGUGGUGUUGGUUGGAAUAACUGACUUGGCUGUCUUGUGAUGAAUUUUUUUAAUACAUAUUCUGUGCCAUACUAUUGUUUAAAAAAAAAAAAUCUGUUGCUAUUGUGAGAUGGAUUUUAACUGACUACGAGGGUUUCUUUUGAAUGGCACUACUUUAGGGACAUGCUAGUAUUUGCUUCUGUUGUUGGGCCUUGUGGAUAAUGUACAGAUUUAAACAAAUUCUUGUUGCUGAUUUGUCCGUUUCUUUCCCUGCACUUUGUUACAUCUGGGAUACAGUCUAACUCAUCUGAUUUAAUACGCAUUUCAAAAAAUGCCAUAACUAUUAAAAACACCUUGUUUACAGACAGAUGAAAUAAAUUUAUUCCAACCAAACAAAA
Molecule: messenger RNA, 2600 nt
Organism: Opisthocomus hoazin
Lineage: Eukaryota; Metazoa; Chordata; Aves; Opisthocomiformes; Opisthocomidae
Source: RefSeq, a predicted model, not a curated record